This is a messenger RNA of Lycium ferocissimum, 3357 nucleotides long. Its product is annotated as G-type lectin S-receptor-like serine/threonine-protein kinase SD2-5. The transcript has a single exon. Lineage: Eukaryota; Viridiplantae; Streptophyta; Magnoliopsida; Solanales; Solanaceae. The coding region runs from base 703 to 3141 and encodes 812 amino acids. Gene Ontology annotation, biological process: protein phosphorylation. Gene Ontology annotation, molecular function: protein serine/threonine kinase activity; ATP binding. The record is from RefSeq and is a predicted model, not a curated record.
UCUCUCCAAGUCUUUGACAUAAGCAGAAACAGAUUCAUCCUUCUCUUUCCUUCUUGUAUUCUUCCUCUCUUAUCUUAUAUUAGGAAAAAGACACACAAAACCUGCGUCUGUACCAAAAAAAUCCAACUUUGUUCUUGAUAGCUGAUGUCUUCAUUAAUAACAGGUCUAAACUAUCUUCCUUCUACUUUCCUCUUUAUGGUGUUGUUUCAUUGAAAUAAAAAAAUUCAGAGUAAAGCUAGAAUUAAAUUUUUGACAACUUGGUCUUAAUUAGUAUAUGGUUGAAAUUUGAAUGAAUAGUUACCCGGCCCAUUAAUACUUAUUGGUUGGCCACUUGUUUGUACUGGUCUUGUGGGUCCUUGUGUUAUUUGUUCAGUUUCACGUUAGACGAGAAUUUCACAGUCAUAUGAUAGCUACCCUCCCAACAAUGUCAUACGUGAGUUGCCUUGCUUCUUUCUUAUCAUAAUUCUAAGGCUUCAACUAUUCCCAUUUUUAGUCCUUUUGAAUGUCAAACAUUUUGGUCUUUGUCAAACCUUUCAAUUGUUCAUUCUUCCUUUCUUUUCCUAAGAAUUCUAAGCCUUUGGUGGAUUUUGCCUGUAAUCCUUCCUUUGGUUAAAAUAUCAUCAAAUUGUUAUUUAUAGAUUGUUCUUGGCUUCAAAGUUUCUGAAUUUAGCAGAAUCUUGUCCCUUUUUUUUUUUUUUGGUCAUGGGGUCUUGGAGAUCCCUCUAUCUAGUGAUCAUUUUCCUGUUUGUUAUAUUUGUGCCUGAGACUUUAGCUAGUGUUCAGAAUAAAGGCAGACUCAAUCUUGGGUUUAAAGGGUCUCAAAUGACCUGGAUAGACAAUAAUGGGUUAAUUCUUGUUUCCAACAGUUCCAAAUUUGCAUUUGGAUUUAACCCUACUAAAGAUGUUACCUCGUUCCUUCUUGUGGUCAUCCAUGUGAGUAGCUCUACCAUCAUUUGGUCUGCUAACAGAGACUCCCCGGUUAAGAAUUCUGAUAACUUUAUGUUUGAUAAAACUGGAAAUGCCUACUUGCAAAGUGAGGGAUCAACAAUUUGGUCUACUAAUACUGCUAGCAAAGGAGUUUCUGUCAUGGAAUUGAGGGACUCAGGGAAUCUAAUUUUGCUUGGGAAUGAUGGUACUACUACUAUUUGGGAAAGCUUCAGCCAUCCUGUUGAUACUCUCCUGUCAAACCAGAAUUUCACUCAAGGAAUGAAGCUUGUAAGCAGUCCAAACAACAAUAACUUGAGUUAUUCACUUGAAUUUAAGUCUGGGGAUAUGGUUCUUUCUGCAAGUUUCAAGCCUCCACAGCCUUAUUGGACAAUGGGGAAAGAUGAGAGAAGGACCAUUAACCAAGUUGGAGAAGGUGUCACUACUGCAAUUCUUGAUGGAAAUUCUUGGAAAAUUUAUGAUCGAAAGGGAGUGUUGCUUUGGCAGUUCAUUUUCCCUGAUAAUAAAGUUGCAAACGCCACUCGGUUGGCUGUUCUUGGAGAAGAUGGUUACAUCAGUUUUAGCACUCUUCAAGAUGGCUCCAUCGUUGCCUCUCCGACAAGAAUUCCACAAGAUGAAUGCAGCAGGCCAACCUCUUGUGAUCCAUUAUUCAUUUGUUAUAGCGGCAACAGGUGCCAGUGCCCAUCAGCCCUUCCAUCUUGCAAGCCUGAGACUGAUUCCUUUUGUAGUAAACCAAAAGAUCAUGUGGAGCUUGUAGAGGCUGGGGAUAAACUUGGCUAUUCUGCACUUGAGUUUGUUUCUCCCUCUGCUAAAACUGAUUUAAAUGGUUGCAAAGCUUCUUGCCUUGGCAAUUGCUCAUGCGCUGCCAUGUUCUUUGAUAGCAGUUCAGGGAAUUGUUUGAUGUUUGACCAAAUAGGAAGUUUACAAGGUUCGAUUAGUGGAGCUGUUUUCAAGUCCUACAUUAAAGUUUCAGCUAGCCAGGCAAAUAGGGAUAGCGGUGGAGGUGGGAAGGGAAGAUUACCUAUUAUAUUAGGCAUAGUCAUUUCUACAGCUCUUGUCAUUCUUGGUCUAAUUUACGGAGGUAUUCGCUGUCAGAGGAGAAAGAACAAGUUACCGGAUUCUGCAAAGGCAAGCUCAGAAGAAGACAAUUUCUUGGAGGGCCUAUCGGGGAUGCCAAUUCGUUUUAGCUACAAAGAUCUUCAGAAUGCAACUAAUAACUUCUCAAUAAAACUUGGGCAAGGAGGGUUUGGUUCAGUAUACCAAGGGGUUCUUCCAGAUGGGAGUAGACUUGCUGUGAAGAAAUUGGAAGGCAUUGGGCAGGGAAAGAAAGAAUUUCGAGCAGAAGUUAGUAUCAUAGGCAGCAUCCAUCAUCUUCAUCUGGUGAGACUAAGAGGCUUUUGUGCUGAAGGAACACACAGGCUUCUGGCUUAUGAGUACAUGGCAAAUGGGUCUUUAGAGAAAUGGCUUUUUAAGAAGAACAAGGAAUUUAUGUUGGACUGGGAUACGAGGUUUAAUAUUGCAGUUGGUACAGCAAAAGGCCUAGCGUACCUCCACGAGGACUGUGAUGUAAAAAUUGUGCAUUGCGACAUCAAACCUGAAAAUGUACUUCUUGAUGAUCAUUUCCUCGCCAAGGUCUCAGAUUUUGGCCUUGCUAAGUUGAUGACCCGAGAGCAGAGUCAUGUUUUCACUACUAUGAGGGGUACAAGAGGUUAUCUUGCACCAGAAUGGAUCACAAAUUAUGCCAUAUCAGAGAAAAGUGAUGUUUUUAGUUAUGGGAUGGUUUUACUUGAGAUAAUUGGAGGUCGUAAGAAUUAUGAUCCUUCAGAAAGUUCGGAGAAAUCCCAUUUUCCCUCAUAUGCCUUUAAGAUGAUGGAAAAGGGGAAAUUGACAGACCUUAUUGAUAGGAACUUGAAAGUUGAUGAAGAGGAUGAAAGGGUUUCCAUAGCAAUUAAGGUUGCUUUGUGGUGUAUACAGGAUGACAUGUCCCUCAGGCCAUCCAUGGCUAAGGUUGUGCAAAUGCUGGAAAGGCUCUGCCAUGUCCCUUCACCGCCAACUACUUCUCAAAUGGGGACACGACUUUUUUCAGGUUUCUUGAAAUCACUAAGUGGGGAUGGUACUUCAUCCGGCACCUCUGGGCCAUCCGAUUGCAACAGUGAUGCCUAUCUUUCUGCUGUUCGGCUCUCAGGUCCAAGAUAGCAUUUGCAGGAGCAUAAAAGUAGUCAUUCAUGAAAGGGCUGUUGUAGAUGAUUGACUGACAUGUAUAACGGUUUCAUACCUUUUAGUUUCUCUGUAUAAUAUAAUUAUCUAGGAAAAGUUUUGCCAUAUUAGCGAUGACAAAGGUUGGAGUUGAUUGAGAAUGUCUUAUCUGUAUAUAACUCAGUAAUAUGAAUCAGUUCAAAAUAUACAAAGAAA